AUGCCAUUCUUCGGCAUCGUGACCAAUGUGAUGAUGCUGAACAGCAUCAGCAUCCUGUCCUCAAUCUUCCAGGUGUGCACUCAGUGCAUUGCGAGGGAGAGGAAGCGAUUCAUAGUGCCCCCAAUCAUCUCCUUAGUCCUCAUACUGUCAGGCUACGUGCUCUUCAUCCUCAGUUACCUGCUGUUGAAGGAAGAUAGGGGGAUGAACGUCUGGAUCGGACUGGCAAUUGUGGGGACCAUCUUUGUCUCGCUGAACUGGUGGGAGAACUACAGCACCCUCUUCAAAAGCUCCUUCCUGAACAGUAUAUGCGAAGACAUAGCGAGAUCCAGGAAUGUGGUGAGCAUCCUCUCCAGUCUGGUCCGGAUUCUUGUCACUGCAGCCGUGGUGGGGGCAUAUGUCCCUCUGUCUGGCAGAGUCUGGUCAUCGGUGACAUCAGUUCCAGGGGAUGUGGGGUUGGUGAUCCUGAUCUUGGUGGCCAUCCAGAUAGUGUCCUCCGCUCUGUGCCAUUGGUUUGUGGUGGUGGCUUGCAAAAUGCACUCCAUGCGGCGAAGCUUCCUGUUACCCAUGUGCCUGGCCUCGUUAGGUGUUCUGGCAGCGUUCGUCGCUCCUGUCAUUAUCUUCUUCCAGAAUUCAAGUGACCCCAGAGGUGCUAACUACACCAUCACAGAGUACUGCAAUGAUAUCACAUAUGGCAGGGGCCUAAGCGGCGAUACUGUCUGGUUUGAGAGGCUAGUCAGGGACAUCACCCAUACCCUCUGUCCCCAGGACAUGACCGACCUAACAGAAAUGGGCCUCUUGGGAGGCUCUGCACUCUGCUGGUGGUUGGGUUGGAUGCUGUGUACUAUGUACAUCUGGUUCCUCCAGCUUCAGCGCAUCGAGAGGACACAGAAUCUGUUUGUGCGGAGUAUGUACGAGGGGGCCUUUCUGGAACAAUCCAUACUGCUCAACACGCGUUUUGAGAUUCAGAGGAAGAAAAAAUUGCUGGACAAAUACAGGCCAAGGAAUAACUCCAACAAUGAUGUGAGCUUCGAGUCUCACAUUUACUUUGAUGAUGCUUUUAAAGACGUGAAUGGUAGUAAAGAACGGCAUGUGAACGAAUACGCAGAGAACCUGGUGGAGGUUAUCCGAGAGGUUUACAAUAUCUUCAAUGAGGAGGAUUCAUGCAUCUUCAGAGAGAGCCCACCCCUUCCAUGCCAGAGGAUCCUGCGCACCCCUUACGGAGGUCGACUGGAGUACACCCUCCCUAAUGGCAACCUGCUGAUGGUGCACUUUAAGGACAAGCUACUGAUCCGCCACAAGAAGAGAUGGUCGCAGAUUAUGUACUUGUACUACAUUCUCGGCUGGCGACUCACCAGGAAGUAUUUCAAGAAGUUUGAGCAGGGUGAAGAUGAGAGCGAGCUAAGGGAAAAGAUGAUGAAGGACAAUACCUAUCUACUGGCUUUGGAUGGAGACACCGACUUCCAGCCCUCUGCUGUAAUGCUCCUAAUAGAUCGACUGAACCUUUAUCCACGUGUGGGUGCGGCAUGUGGGAGGAUUCACCCAACAGGCACAGGUCCUAUGGUAUGGUAUCAGAAGUUUGAGUACGCGGUGGGCCACUGGCUUCAGAAGACUGCAGAGCACGUGUUUGGUAGCGUGCUCUGCAGCCCCGGCUGCUUCAGUUUGUUCAGGGGCGCAGCCCUCAUGGACGACAACGUCAUGAAGAGAUACACUACUAAGGCCACGGAGGCUUGCCACUACGUACAGUAUGAUCAAGGUGAAGACCGCUGGCUGUGCACUCUCCUGUUGCAGCAGGGCUGGAGGGUGGAGUACAACGCUGCGUCCGACGCCUACACCAACGCCCCCCAGGACUUCAAGGAGUUCUAUAACCAGCGGCGGCGCUGGGGGCCCUCCACCAUGGCCAACACCAUCGAUCUGCUUGGCUCAGGGUCUCUGACCUCCCAGAGGAACAGCUCCAUCUCCAAACCCUUCAUCCUCUACCAGAUUCUCAGCAUGGCCGCCUCCAUCCUAGGCCCGGCUACAAUCUGCCUAAUGAUCUCAGGAAGCUAGUCAAAAAGCCUAGACAUCGAUCCCAACGUUGCUUUGGUCCUUGCAACAGUGCCCCCUGUGGUGUACCUGUUGCUCUGCUUCAAGCUGAAAUCGGACACACAGAUCACCAUAGCAGCCGUCAUGAGUGUCUUGUACGCUUUCCUCAUGAUAGGAACGGCAUUGUCCAUCGUAGGUGCUAUGGUUGAGCAGCAAACCAUUUGGACUCCUAGCGGCCUGUUUAUCAUAGGCCUGGUGCUGAUGAACAUCAUCACAGCAGCGCUCCACCCCAAGGAGUUCCAUCUGGUCGUCUACGGCCUCCUCUACUUCAUCCUUAUCCCCAGUGGCUACCUCCUGCUGACCAUCUACUCCAUGGUCAACAUGAACAACGUGUCCUGGGGCACUCGGGAGACAGGUGUCCAAGUCGCUGCGCCACCAACCAAGGCCAUCACACAGCGCAUCCUACAGGCCAAGUGCUGCAAGUUUCUCUGCUGGAACAGUGGCAAAGUGGCAGACCAGAAUAGUCAGGCGCCAGAAACUGUUGUGUUGGCUAAUGAGCCAAAGGAAGAGGAGGACUUUUGGAGAGAGCUCCAGAAGCUCUAUUUGGAACCUCUGGCUGAGGAUAAAGAAAAACAGAAGAAAAUCACAAAUGACCUAAAGGAACUGAGAAACAAGGCGACUUUUCUCUUUUUCAUCUGCAAUGCCAUGUGGCUGGUGGCAACGUUCACUCUUCAGGCCAUUGGAACCUCACUCACCAUCAGAAUCCCAAAAUCCAAUCUCAAUCUGACUCAGACUAGGGAGUAUCUAUUUAUCGAUCCAGUAGGACUGAUGUUCCUUUUGGGAUUUGCAUCCUUACUGCUGAUUCAGUUCUUUGCCAUGUUCUACCACAGAAUUUACACUCUGAUCCAUUUUGUGGCAUUUGUGAACACGGAGUCCAAGACUAAGAGAAGACAAUCAGACGAUGACAUGCAGAUUCCCGACAUGCUGGAGAUAGAGCUCAAAGACGACAAAUACUUUGACACAUUUCUGUCUAUAGAGAAUCCAGCAGCAAUCCAGCAACAUAGCUAA
Molecule: messenger RNA, 3090 nt
Organism: Salvelinus namaycush (lake trout)
Lineage: Eukaryota; Metazoa; Chordata; Actinopteri; Salmoniformes; Salmonidae
Product: chitin synthase chs-2-like
Exons: 13
Cellular component (GO): cell septum; cell periphery
Molecular function (GO): chitin synthase activity
Source: RefSeq, a predicted model, not a curated record